Sitophilus oryzae (rice weevil) is the source of this 1292-nucleotide messenger RNA. Its product is annotated as neuroglian-like. Lineage: Eukaryota; Metazoa; Arthropoda; Insecta; Coleoptera; Curculionidae. Gene Ontology annotation, molecular function: cytokine receptor activity; cytokine binding. Gene Ontology annotation, biological process: cytokine-mediated signaling pathway. The transcript is spliced from 6 exons. The record is from RefSeq and is a predicted model, not a curated record. Gene Ontology annotation, cellular component: signaling receptor complex; external side of plasma membrane. The coding region runs from base 68 to 1249 and encodes 393 amino acids.
CAAUUUCCGCUAAUCUACGCAAAAAUCUUCAGUAGUACUUCCGCUCUAGUUGUAAGAAUAGCAAAAUAUGCCUCUAAAAACGUACGCUGUUUUACAUUUAGUGGUACUAUUUUCACAAGUUUACAGUGAAAGAAAUGAUGGAAGCUCUUCGAUACGUGAAUUGAUACCAUUACAGGCUCCAGAAAAUCUGACACUAUUAAAUUUUGACGACAAAGAUGUCAUCAUUAAAUGGGAAGCUGUAUCGCCUGAAUCAGUUCGAGGCACUUUCAGGGGUUACAUCGUCCGUAUAUGGAACCACGGCUUAAGUCAGGUUUAUGCGGUUGCUCCCGAUGUGACAAAGACGGCAGUUCAAUUUUUUCCUUAUUCCAAAAAUUUCAUAACAGUGUCAGUAAGAAAUGACAAGUAUGUGGGUCCAAGAAGCGCAGCUGUUAGCUUCGACGCUCCUCAAACAGAACCCGGAAUGCCCUAUUUGUUCGAACAGAACCAACUUGGAUCAAAAUCCGCUCUUCUACAAUGGAGCAAACCGUCUCACCCCAACGGAAUCUUAUUGGGCUACAACUUAUACUGCAGCGAAGCCAUCGAUUAUGGCAUAAACGAAAAAACCACCGUGCAUGAAUUUAUACAGGGGGCCGAUAACACCCAGGCCAAAAUAACGGGGUUAAAAGAGGGCCAGAAGUAUCAAAUUGAAAUAGCUGCUGUUAAUUGUGCUGGAGAAGGAGAACAUAAUACUCUUUUUGUGGAAUUGGAAUACCAUCAACCCUAUCCACCAUCUAUGCCUUCGUUUAAAUACAAAAUCAAUUACAACAUCACAAAUAAAAACGACUUUUUCGAGAAGGAAUGCUCCAAACCAAGAUACCCAUACGUUCCACAAACGACUAUGAAAAUAGACAUGUUUGAUGAUGAUUUCUACGUUUUGAAUGAAACGGAUGAUAAAAUACUGACACCCAAGUCAACUACUUUACCAUCAGAAAACAUAAAUGAGCCAAAAACCGAAGAGCACUGUUUUGUUAAAACUCUAAUCAAAUGGAUCCCAGACGUCGACCAUAAUCCUGGAGAGUAUUUUUAUAUUAAGUAUCGAAUAAAAGGUCAGAAGGAAUGGACUGAGACCUUACCAGAAUUAUCCGAAGAUUAUAUUAUUUUAAACCAAUUUAAUGGUUGUAAAAGCUAUGAAAUCAUUAUAGUAGCUAUGGACGGAGGAUAUAAGACCGAGAGUGAACUACAAGAAACGCCAGUAGUUGUUUUUGUAUAACAAUAUCUUUGUUUUUGUAUAUUUUUUGAAAACAUAAAUAUAA